Molecule: messenger RNA, 1883 nt
Organism: Girardinichthys multiradiatus
Lineage: Eukaryota; Metazoa; Chordata; Actinopteri; Cyprinodontiformes; Goodeidae
Gene: riok2
Product: RIO kinase 2 (yeast)
Exons: 10
Coding region: 126-1676 (516 amino acids)
Biological process (GO): protein phosphorylation; maturation of SSU-rRNA
Cellular component (GO): nucleus; cytosol; preribosome, small subunit precursor
Molecular function (GO): protein serine/threonine kinase activity; ATP binding
Source: RefSeq, a predicted model, not a curated record
AACCGCCGCUGCGGAAAAAGAAGAAGAAUGUCCGCCUUUCACGUGUGUUUACUAAAACUGUGUUCAGUGUACUGGUGGUAAAGAAUCUGUUAUAGUAUUAGUCCAUCCACAUCAUUAGGUGUAAUAUGGGGAAGCUCAAUGUUAUUAUGCUGAGAUAUUUAUCUCGAGAUGAUUUCCGGGUUCUCACUGCUGUCGAGAUGGGGAUGAAGAACCAUGAAAUUGUUCCAGUGAGUCUUCUGUCAUCCAUUGCCAGCCUCAAACAUGGUGGCUGCAACAAGAUCCUCAAAGAACUCGUGAAACACAAACUUGUGGUUUACGAACACUCCAAAACCGUGCAGGGCUACAAGUUGAACUACGGAGGAUAUGAUUACUUGGCUUUAAAGACUUUGUGCUCCAGAGAAGUGAUUCUGUCAGUUGGCAACCAGAUGGGCGUGGGCAAAGAGUCAGAUAUUUAUAUUGUUGCAAGUUCAAAUGGGGACCAGUAUGCUCUGAAGCUGCACAGGCUUGGUCGUACCUCGUUCAGGAACCUAAAAAACAAAAGGGAUUACCACAAACACAGGAGGAAUAUGUCCUGGCUUUACCUCUCACGCCUUUCUGCCAUGAAGGAGUUUGCCUACAUGAAGGCGCUGUAUGACCGAGGCUUUCCUGUUCCCAAACCUGUGGAUUACAACAGACAUGCUGUAGUGAUGGAGCUCAUUAAUGGCUAUCCUCUAUGUCAGGUGCAUGAGCUGCAGGAUCCGUCAGCGCUGUACAGCGAGUUCAUGGAGCUUAUUGUCAAAAUGGCCAAUCACGGCCUGAUUCACGGAGACUUCAAUGAGUUCAACCUCAUGCUGGACGACCAGGACCACAUAACUUUGAUUGACUUCCCUCAGAUGGUGUCUACAUCUCAUACCAAUGCUGAAUGGUACUUUGACCGUGACGUGAAAUGCAUCAGAGAUUUCUUUGCAAAAAGAUUUAAUUAUGAAAGUGAACUCUUUCCAACUUUCAAAGAUAUCAGGCGCUCCUAUUCUCUCGAUGUUGAAGUGUCAGCCAGCGGCUUUUCCAAAGAUUUAGAGACUAAUUCUGAAUUACUACAUCCAGCCGGACCGGAAGAAGAAGAACUGGAGGAUGAUGAUGAAGAAGCAGCAUCGGAGGAGGAGGAAGAAAAGGGGGAAGAGGGUUUUGACAUGGAUGAAUAUAAACAGGCAAUGCUGGAACUAGAGGGACUGAAAGUCAAUGAAACAUCUGCAGGGACACAAGAUCAGGAGGAGGAAAGGAUAGAGGAAUCAAAAGAAGACAUUCCAGAGGUGGUGACCACAGCUGGAGGCCACAAGGACAUGGGAAGAGAAAUUGAGAAUGAGCUGAAGGAAGCAGAUGAUGAUUGUCCAGAGCUGGCUGAGCUUUCUCCCUCCAACAAAGAGUUCAAACCAUUCAGGGACUCAGACAGUCUUCAACAGAUUGCAGAACAUAGAAGAAAGAGAACCGACAGCGAAGCCACCGUGGGCAGCAUCGGGAGCUGUUCUACCAUUCCUCCAGACGUUGUCCGUCAGAAAGUGCGGCAGCAGCUCACCAAACAGCAGAAGGCAGCACAGAGGAGACGUCUGCAGAAGGGCGAGGCUAACGUGGUCACCAAAUCCAGGAGGGAGAACCAAAAUAACAUCAAGUCCAGCAUGGAGAGCGCCUCCUUCUGGGGAUAAUGUGGACUGCAUGAACCGGCAAACAGAAUUUCUGUCAACAUCUGUCUUAUUUUGUCCAUAUUCUAGGUUCUUCUGCCCCUUCAGCUAAGGAACUGUAAAUUUAUUAUAAUGGAUGGAGAAAAGGACACCAGGAGAGCAACUUGAGCUUUUAUACUAUUAAUAGUAAUGAAAACGUAAUCACACAAUAAAAAUAUAUCUGUCUCAGAA